Molecule: messenger RNA, 5714 nt
Organism: Nothobranchius furzeri (turquoise killifish)
Lineage: Eukaryota; Metazoa; Chordata; Actinopteri; Cyprinodontiformes; Nothobranchiidae
Product: adhesion G protein-coupled receptor A1
Biological process (GO): cell surface receptor signaling pathway; G protein-coupled receptor signaling pathway
Cellular component (GO): plasma membrane; postsynaptic density; glutamatergic synapse
Molecular function (GO): G protein-coupled receptor activity
Source: RefSeq, a predicted model, not a curated record
GUAUUUGUUGCAGCUACAACAAUAAAGUUUGCCCAGAAUGAUGGUGGGUGUGCUGAAAGCCUCUUAAACCAUCUUCACAUCAGGGCUGUUUCCGGUGGCUCGUGGCGGUGGUUAGUGCUGACGGGAGGCUAAAGUCGGACUGGUUGUCUCUUUAAAUCAAACUGCAGUGUUGAGGUGCCCUGGAGCUGAAAUGGUAAGAACCAUUCCACCUCUGCGGCAGGGACCCGACCUGAAAGGCGCACUGACGCGCUUCCAACUAGACUCAUUCCGUUUACUUGUGAAAUUUGGUCGACUCCACUUCAGUCACAACAAGCAAUUAGUGCUUUGAUGAGUUUUUAGCAGAACCCUCGUUUUCACAUCUGAUUCAUUUAUAGAAAUUAUUGACUUUUUAAUUUAUUUAUUUGUUUGAUCCGCAGAACUCCGUGGCCGUCGCCUCCAUCCGCUUCCCGCUGGCUGAACCGCCUAUCUCCACGUCUGCGUUGCCAUCUGUUGAUAACUCCACUUGCAGGCUGCAGCUCGUCGCCUUCCGCGAUGGGAAACUCUUCCCAUGCACCGGGAAUUCGUCAAAGCUCGCGGAUGAUGGGAAGCGCAGGAGCGUUUCAACACCAGUUGCUUUCGCCAAAUUAGAUGGCUGCAGCCGCAGGAGCAGCAUUUCUGUUGCUCUGAGGCACUUCGCGCUGGGUGUAGACCCCACCGCAGCCUUCUGGGAUUUUGACCUGCUGGAUGGACACGGUGGCUGGAGGGCAGAGGGUUGCCACAUAACCAGCUCCGGGGGCAACGCCACCUCCAUUCUUUGCACCCAUCUCAGUAACUUUGCCGUGCUGAUGGUGAGUAGUCUGCGUGGUAUUUAAUUUCUUCAUGACCCCUACAGAAACCCUACCGCUUAAGGCCUGUUGUGGAUCAAAUGCAGCCUUUUUUCCAACCGUGGAACUGACCGUGUCACGUGUUUUAGGAGGCACAUCAUGCAGGGACCUUUAAAGGCUUUGCUUUAUUGUUGCUCUUCAGCAGAGGGAAGGAUUCUCCGUGCACUGUGAAGAUUUCUAUUAGAGCUCUGGAAUAUUCUCCGCGCUAGGCUCUGGGAAGGAGAAGUUGCUUGCGUGUAACAGUCUGCAGCCCUUUUUCCAAACGCAACGGAUGCUCACGAGAAGGAGCGCCCUGUCAGGAGCUGUUCGCCUCUGAGCUCAAGUGCUGCUAAUUGGUUGCAACCAUCGCUGAGCAGAAACAAGACAGAGAAAAGAAAAAUGCUGGACUGGAAGCUAAGCGUCGCCCAUUCUGUGUCAGUCAAGUUGGUUUCUGCAGAGAUGCUUUUCCUCCGACGAGGCGCCUGCGUUCGAACCGAUUUGAUGAGGAUAAAAAGCACCAAAAGCGCAAUGGCACCACACCGCCUGCUCGCACCUUAGAGCCGCUGCGCCUGCUCCGCGUUCUGUGGAUGAAGAGAAAUCCUCCGGAUGUUUACCGAGGAGUGGGAUUCGUUAGACUGGGAGGAUCUGAAGAAGGGGCUGUCUUUCCCCCCGUACCCUGGGGAGUUUCUGCAUCCGGUCGUGUAUGCCUGCACAGCUGUCAUGUUGCUCUGCCUCUUCGCCUCCAUCAUCACCUACAUAGUGCAUCACAGCGCAAUCCGCAUCAGUCGGAGGGGAUGGCAUAUGCUUGUCAACUUCUGUUUCCACACAGCACUGACCUUCGCUGUGUUUGCUGGUGGCAUCAAUCGAAUCAAAUACCCUAUCAUCUGUCAAGCUGUCGGGUUCGUGCUGCACUACUCGUCUUUGUCCACGUUGUUGUGGCUUGGGGUGGCGGCCAGGAACAUUUAUAACCAGGUCACCAAAAAGCCUCUGCAGAGUCAAGAUGGUGGCCCACCCUCACCUCCUAAACAGCCCUUGCUGAGGUUCUAUCUGGUCAGUGGUGGAGUUCCUCUCAUCAUCUGCGGGGUCACGGCGGCGGUUGAUAUAGACAACUAUGGUAGUGGGGAGCAAGCACCAUACUGUUGGAUGGCGUGGGAGCCCAGCCUGGGAGCCUUCUUUGGCCCAAUAGCCUUCAUCUUUGUGGUGACGUGCAUCUACUUCCUCUGCACCUUCAUCCAGCUGCGGAGACACCCUGAAAAGAAGUACGAGCUCAAGCAGCUGACAGAGGAGCAGCAGAGGCUGGCCAGCAUCGAUGUGUCUUCCCACUGUCACCAGGGAGCUGAGCCCGGAGCUCUGGCAGCUCCACCCAGUGGGAGUCUUUGUCCCGCUGGCUGCCCGGGCGUGCCCAUCAAUCCGGCGCUGUUGGCCAAUGAGCACUCGUUUAAAGCUCAACUACGAACAGCUGCCUUCACCCUCUUCCUGUUCCUAGCCACAUGGACAUUUGGGGCUCUGGCUGUGUCACAGGGCCACUUCCUCGACAUGAUCUUCAGCUGCCUUUACGGUGCCUUCUCUGUCACCCUUGGCCUCUUUAUCCUUAUCCAUCAUUGUGCCAAGCGUGAUGAUGUCUGGCAUUGCUGGUGUUCCUGUUGUUCUGGACAACAGCCCAAUGCCUGCCCUGUAGCGCAGGGGUCAGCUCAAGCACGGCCCAAAGUCAAUGUGAAUGGAGAUACCCAGGAACACAGCCACUGCCACCAUGACUCGCCGUGUCCAGCUAAAGGCCUGAUGAGCUGCAGCCAUGGCAGUUUAGCUCACUGUAAACAUGCUGCGCUUCCAUCUUCACAAAACCAUGUGACAUGCCUGGCACCGGUGGCACCAUGCUGCUCUGCCCUGCACAGUCAGCAGCUGAUAGAGGAGGAGCCUGCAACUGCCCACCUGCUACUCCACGCUGAGCCCGGGAUCCAGCUGCAUUCCUGUCUAAAGAGUAGUACCAGGACUAAAAGUCGGACAUUUGGCCGCAGAGCCGGGGCCGCUGCAUGUGGAAGAGGGACCGAGAGGGAAUACGCCUACCACAUCCCGUCCAGCGCAGAUGGAGGCAGCAUGCACAGCUCACACACAGACAGCCCCCACAGCACACGUGAGCGCCAUGCUCACAUUUGCCCUCAUCUUACCCAUGAAGGUCACCAUGACGGGCAUCACACAUGCCACGCUGCAGCAGCUACCAUACACGAGUCUCUGACAUGCCACAAUCCUUGCCACAAGCAUAUCUGCUGUGCCAGGGCGGACCUUUUUCCUUCCCUGUGCCCGGCAGAGGCAGAAGACACGGGUGUCUUUCUUUGUGGCUGCGGCAAAGUAGCAGAAGAAGAUCCCGUGGCUACACAUCACCACCUAGAGAUGCAUGCCCCUCGCAGACAAUCCUGCCCACAAAACCCUCCCAGUCAGAACGGGAUUCUAAAGGGCGGCCUGCAGGAAGGUCUCCUGUACACCUCAGACAGCACAGGGAAUAUACGCACGGGACCCUGGAAGAACGAAACUACUGUGUAGAGCAGGAGGAAGCAAACAGGAACAGUCCUGCCUCUCCUUCGCUCCCUUUCUAGAUAAAAAUAGAGAAGUGAGUUUUAAACAUCACAAACGAUAUGGGAAGUUUUUAUUUUCAUGUCCACAUGUUUUUAUGUGUGCUGUUUUAUUGUACAGAGAUCUGAGACCAUGCAAAGGCUCCUCGAGGAGCCUCCAUAGACCAAACUGAAGCUCAUCCAUCACAUGUGAAACGUGUCCCGCAUCAAACCAUCAGAAGUUACGGACAGAUGUUCCACUGCUCCACACAGACCUAUCUCUCUGUCCCUUUAUAUAUAUAUAUAUAUAUAUAUAUAUAUAUAUAUAUAUAUAUAUACAUACAUAUCUAUAUCUAUAUAUACAAGAAAAUGAAUGGUUCUAUGUAUGAAAAUGUGUGUUAGUGCUGAAAGGCGUUUUUACAGUCGGAGUCUGACUCCACCAAGAGACCAAACUCUCGUUUUAGACAACCAAACCAGCAGAUCUAGACUUCAUGAGGGUCAGUCAGUCAAACUACUGUGAACACAUAAUAGAGACUUUCUACAUAACGAGUGCAGAUGCUGCUGCUGCUGGGGAGAGGUGAGGUGAUGCAGGUGAAGAUGUGGGAAAGGUUGGUGUUGAUGAUGACCACAUUAUCAUGGCUGGCCAAGUUGGAGCCGCCGAGUCGUUUGGAAGUUUUUUGCUUAUGUCGCACCGGCAGCAGCUUGUGUGGGUCUUUGACUUCUUACAUCUCAGCUUGAUGACAGAAAGUUGGUCUGCAGGAUAAACUAUUGUGGGAAAGACAAACGUGAUCAUUAGGAUGUCCACUGUAGCAUCAUCAAGGUAAUGAACGAUACAACGAUAAUGAAAACCAAGUAUGUCAUCCAGAAAGGACAAAACCGCAACAGCAGCAAACCUUUAUUCAGCUUUUACCCCAGAACAGGUCAUGCUUGUGCAUUUUUCUGAUUCGUCCAUAAAAAUGGUUCAUAAACUGCUUACCUUGCAUAAUUUUAUAAGAUUCUUGGUUAAGCCUAUCCCAGCGGAUUAGAGAUCGUGUCCUAAAACAUCUUUCAGGAGGUAGGAGGCUGAAGGAUGACAUGUUUGUUACAGCACAGUGACUCAGUUUGUGAGCAUCGGUUGUUUUGAUGCUUAGCUCUUGUUCUGUUUUCACUCAAACGUUCCUGAUUAAAAAUCUUUUCCUGGUCUCACAGACGUUCCCACUCUUAAAUGUACAGAAACAUCUGUCUCUGCUGUCGCAGCUCCUUUCUCUCCUAACACUGGCUCUCGCUGACUUUUCCUGCUGAACGUCUCCCAGCCAAUAGGAAGAAAGACUUGAAGCUGACCAGCUGUCUUCUUCUGGGUGCAGACCAGUCUAUUGGAGAGUAACGAAAAUGUAGAUGAGCACAGGAAGGGCUGAGAGCAGAUUAAUGCCCUCAAAUCAACAAAACACACCCAGGACAUGAAUCCAUAAUGCAGACCCGCUAAAAACUGUUCUGGCUGCUAUUCUCCGCUCGUACUGGUGGAGUUUUUUUUAAAUGAGUUUCUUUCCUGCACAGAAUUGGCUUUGACGCGAAGUUGAGUUGAGCGCUUCGGGAACGUCGGUUGUGGUAGAACCUUCAGCAUCUCACGGAUUUGGAUGAAUCCGUGUUACGUUCAAGAAAAAAGAGCCUUUAGUGUGUUUCAACCCGUGGAGCAAAAGAUGGUUCAGAGCCCCAAAUCGGCAUGAAAGAGUUUCAACUCUGACUACAGCUGAGUCACACCUGUCCUACCUGUGCUUUUGUAAUAUAGAAGUGGUUUCUGGUUUUAUUUUCGAUGCGACUAUUUCAGAAUAAAGUCUAAAUGUGAGGAGAGUUUGGGGGAAUGACCUCUGUGUGUUAAUAAUACUCAGUAUCUGAGUUUUACUGUUUGUUUGCGUUCAUAAAGUAUUCAGACUCGCUCUGUGUUGUGAGACUUCUCCUUUCAUAUCAGAAGCAGACCUGCAUCCAGGUAACGACAACGCUUAGCCUGCCAGCCUCACAAACACACACAACACAUGCGAACCCGGCUUUCCGGAGUCAUUUGUACCUCCUUCAGCUAAGGGAAGUCAGCGCUGCUGUAAGUCUUGUGUGGUGUUUCUCAGAAGCAACCUGAGCGUUUCUGUGUCUUUGAGACAAUGUGUUUGUCCUCACAGGCUGCCGUAGGCCCCCGUUUCUGUUAUCAUCUGCAGUAGAUGUACUGCCCUAACUGAGCUUCAGCCCACCAGGAGCAGCUGGAGCUUUCACCUGUGCAACUGUGACUAAACCUGAAGCCAGUUUUCACUUUUUCUACAUUGACACAGAUUCCAAUAAAUGUAUUUUUCCACCAUGCUGA